Aspergillus japonicus CBS 114.51 is the source of this 1323-nucleotide messenger RNA. Its product is annotated as putative 1,3-beta glucanase. The coding region runs from base 92 to 1210 and encodes 372 amino acids. The transcript has 2 exons. The record is from RefSeq and is a predicted model, not a curated record. Lineage: Eukaryota; Fungi; Ascomycota; Eurotiomycetes; Eurotiales; Aspergillaceae.
AUAACACCUUGGGGCUUGCUCCUCGAAUCCAUAUCAUGCCAGUCGAGAAGGAAGAUCAAAUGCCGCAUGCGCGCCGCGUUGGCACUACGAGAUGAGAGGUGCUGAGCUUUGCUUUGCUGUAUUCCUGCUCUGCAUGGCAACAGUUGCUCAGCAUGCUAGCCAGCCCGAGCUCGCGGUUCAACAUCCUGCUCAACACAAACACACACUGGGAACUGCCCAGGGGGGUGAAUUAGCCUCUCCGUCCAACUUCCGCGGUUUUCAGCUAUGGAACGAAAAUAACAAACUACACGUCAAAACGCUCUCGAAGCUCAGCCCCGCAUGCAGGGCAUCUAUGACACAGAGGAUUCACUGUCACGCGAAGACACGAUCCUUGCAACGGCAGUGGGCGCGUUGGAGGAAGGGUUCGGGUCUGGAAAAUAACACGCUUAGCGAUCUGGUCUGUGACAGCGGUUGUGGGGAGUCCCUCGCCGCGUGGGUCCGGAGCGUUGAGCGCGAUUGCGCCACGCUAGAGGAGAGAAUGCUUUUCCUAACCCUGCGGGGUGGACAGCUGUGGGCGGGUUGGAACGAGACGUGUCUGAGGGAUGCCGGGACAGGGAGAUACUGUGGUGAUGUUAUCAAUAACUUUACCACUCCCUUCCUCGAUGAAUUGCCGGUCGAAGAACUCUGUUCCUUCUGCAAUGUGCAAUGGCAUCGAGUCAUGCAAACAUCUCCCUACUCCCUCUACGACAGAAAUUACAAGUCGUACCUUGAACAUAUCAACCGUGCCUGUGAUCUCAACCUUCCCACAGCCAUCCCGAAGCUCGUGCUCUCCGAGGAUCCACAUAUAGAGCGUGACCCGUACUGCGCGACCCUGCUUUCAUAUACUACUUCACCAGGGGACACAUGCGACAGCAUUGCGGCGCAGUUCCAGGUUUCCUCGGCGGCUGUUCGAGCGGCGAGUUGGCCGCUCAUCGACUGUUUCGCUAUUCCCGAGGGUACGAGGUUGUGCACUCCGUUCAGGUGUAGAACCUAUACCCUUAGGUAUGGGGAUACGUGCGACUCAAUUGAGCGUGAGUUCAAUCUCGAACCCUCCUGGUUUGGAGUCUCGGCAAUUCGCGCGUUUAAUCCCUGGGUGAAUGAGGAUUGUUCCAAUCUGCAUGAGGCAAGUGAUGCUCUUUUCGGGCAUGUUAUCUGUGUUGGCCCAACGGGUCAGUCAGUCCUGGACGCGUGAAGCUUUGUGCUGGGGUGACUCCCCUCCGUGCGCUACUCGGGAUAUUUUCUAGUUGUUCAUAAUAGAGUGUGUACUAGAUGCAGCGAGAAUGCUCUGUGAAAUAUAGCUGGAAC